GGACCCAGUUUUCAAAAUUCUAGUAUUUUAACUAUAAUAUUGUUACGACUAAAAUAUAUUCUAGUAUUUGAAAAAUUGUGGUUUUCAAAAACUUUAUUAACAAACAGCGGGUAAGGUCCAAAGGCCAUACUGUCGGUCUCUAACCAUAGCCCAAGGUAAAAUAUCCAUCAGCCAGAACGAUUGGCAGUUUGGCUGCAGCAUGCCAUGCAAGAAUUCUAUCGAUGAUGACACACUGCACGAUCGCAAAUCUCCCUCGCAGGCCCCUCUGAGCGGGAGAUCUCUCUUGGUAUGGGUACGCUGUUCCUGUCGCCUUGCUUGCUUCUCUAUACCAUCUCCUCCUCCUCCUGGCCUGGGUCCUGGGGUCCUGGCUCCUGCUGCCGCUCCGUCUCUCUCUCCAAGAUCCGUCUGACCACCUAUCACUGAGCGAGUCUGAGCUCCAUUGACAGCGACCUUGCCUGCAGGCUUCCUGCCUAGCUGGUCCUGGCCAAUUACUGUCACCAGUGUUCAUCUUUCUUCAUUAAAGCCUCCAAGGUCCAGCCUCUCCUCGUUGCCGCAUCUGCGUCCCAUCCAAUUCCAGGGAAGGGCGAGCGUCGCAGGAAGAACCGAGCGGGGGAGGCGGAGAGGGAGAAGCAGGGGGAAGAUGAAGGAGUACUGGACGGCGCUGGCGUCGCUGAUGGGCGCGUUUGCGUUCCUACAGGGGGUGGUGCACGCGGUAUUCCCGGCGGAGCUACGGGCGGUGGUGGUGCGGCUGCUGGGCAGGCUCACGCGGGCUUUCUCCCCCUACUGCUACUUCGACGUGACGGAGAUGGAGGGCAUGAGCACCAACGAGAUCUACGACGCCGUGCAGCUCUACCUCAGCAGCACCGCGGCCCCGGCGUCGGGGGCGCGCCUCAGCCUGUCGCGCCGGCUCAACGCCUCCUCCUUCACUUUCGGGCUCGCUGCCAGCGACCGCGUCGUCGACACCUUCGCGGGGGCGGCCGUCACGUGGGAGCACGUGGUCGCGCCGCGCCAGGGCCAGGGCUUCUCGUGGCGGCCGCUCCCCGAGGAGAAGCGCCGGUUCACGCUCCGCAUCCGGCGCGGCGACAGGGACAAGCUGCUCCCGGCGUACCUCGACCACAUCAUCGCCGCGGCUGUCGACAUCCGGCGCCGCAGCCAGGACCGGAUGCUUUACACGAACGCGCGGGGCGGGAGCAUGGACGCGCGCGGCGUGCCGUGGGACCCCGUGCCGUUCAAGCACCCGAGCACGUUCGACACGCUGGCUAUGGACCCGGCGCGGAAGGCGGCCAUCAUGGCCGACCUCCGGGACUUCGCCGAGGGGAGCGCGUUCUACGAGCGCACGGGGCGCGCCUGGAAGCGCGGGUACCUCCUGUACGGCCCGCCCGGCACCGGCAAAUCGAGCAUGAUCGCGGCCAUGGCCAACUUCCUCGGCUACGACGUGUACGACCUGGAGCUGACCGAGGUGAGCAGCAACGCGGAGCUCCGGAAGCUGCUGAUGAAGACGACGUCCAAGUCCAUCAUCGUGAUCGAGGACAUCGACUGCUCCGUGGACCUCACGAACCGCGCGGGCGCGCCGCCGAGGCCGAAGCCGCGGGCGAGCAUCGACGGCGCGAUCGAGCAGGACGGGGGCGCCGGCGCGGGGCGGUCCAUCACGCUCUCCGGCCUGCUCAACUUCACGGACGGGCUCUGGUCGUGCUGCGGCGCGGAGCGCAUCUUCGUGUUCACCACCAACCACAUCGAGAAGCUGGACCCUGCGCUGCUCCGGUCCGGCCGCAUGGACAUGCACGUCUUCAUGUCCUACUGCUCGUUCCAGGCGCUGAAGAUCCUCCUGAGGAACUACCUCGGCUUCCAGGGCGACGAGGAGCUGGACCGCCUCAGCGACCCGGCGGUCCUGCGCGGGCUCGAGGAGUGGGUGGACGCCGCGGAGAUCACGCCGGCGGACGUGAGCGAGGUGCUGAUCAAGAACCGCAGGAGCGGCAAGGCGGAGGCAAUGCGGGAGCUCCUGGACGCCCUCAAGGCCCGCGCCGAGAAGCGGCGCCGGGGCAGCGCCUCCGGCCCGGCCGCGGCGGGGAAGGCGGCCGGCGGCGGCGAGAACGAGGAGGAGGAGGAGGAGGAGGAGGAGGAGGAGGAGAAGCGGGCGCUGGAGAGCCCCAAUGAGGGGAAGGAGCAGGCCGGCACUGACAGCCGCGGGGGCGGCGGACAAGACGAGGACGCGGACGGCAAGAAACAGGUGUGAGCAGAGCAGGACGGACGGCCAGGGCCAGGCCGAGGCUGGAAACGAACGAGGAGGGAAAGCGAAAGGUUCAAAAAUUUUCCCUGUUCCGUGGCCAAUCUUCACCGGAGAAAUCGAUGCGAGAAAGGAACUUGUAGGAGAGCAUUGCUUUUUUGGUUUUGUUUUGGUUUUGAUUAUUCUUUGUUUAUCUCCCACUUUUGAUUUGAUUGAUGCUCGUCGUUGAUGUCUUCUCUCUAGCUAUAUCUAGUUGUAAUAAGAAAAAUCAAUUAAUUCUAGUGGUGGCGUCAUUUUAUUAUCAGA
This is a messenger RNA of Zea mays, 2530 nucleotides long. Its product is annotated as AAA-ATPase. The transcript is spliced from 2 exons. Lineage: Eukaryota; Viridiplantae; Streptophyta; Magnoliopsida; Poales; Poaceae. Bases 641 to 2233 code for a protein of 530 amino acids. Gene Ontology annotation, molecular function: ATP hydrolysis activity; ATP binding. The record is from RefSeq and is a predicted model, not a curated record.